Cricetulus griseus (Chinese hamster) is the source of this 731-nucleotide messenger RNA. The record is from RefSeq and is a predicted model, not a curated record. Lineage: Eukaryota; Metazoa; Chordata; Mammalia; Rodentia; Cricetidae.
ACCCCGCCGCCCGCGCGGGCCACUGCCUGGGCGAGGGCUGGAAAGCCUGGAGGGCCGAUCUGACCCACCGAAAGUGCCCGAGGCAGGGGGCGCCCGGGUCCCAGGGCCUUGGGGAAGGCCCCCCAGCCUCAUGCCGGCCCCAAGUGCAAAGCAUUGACACGUUCCAGAGAGGAGAGGGGGCGCCCUUUCCCUCCCGCGCCCGGAGGCCCGGCCGCUCUGGCCUGCGCCCCAGCCUGGCCUCCCACCCCACUCCCGGUCACCGCCCCGGGUCCAUGCACUUCGGAGGGAGGCUGCGGGCACUGGAAAGCCAGGCCGGUGGGCGGGCAAGUCAGGCGGCUCGGGCGGCCGAGGUCCCGGAGCCGAACUCAGGUAGCCGGAGCCGGCUGGGAUUCCACCAACCGCUCCAGCCCACCAUCCAGCAGUCACCCGGAGGACCUGCCUCAGACACUCUUAAGAUUCUUUAUCGACCCUCCCCAAUCAAACUUCUGCUUAGAAUACCCUUGGAUCAUCGGAAACUGGCGCUGGGGCGGCCCAAGCAGCCUCUCGAGCGGCGCCUUGCGGCUCGCAGCUCCUCCUCCGCCCUACUCUCGCCUGGGUCUACCCACCCCCCACUCUCCUUCCCAGGAACAGGCGCCCCUGGGGGAGUCCCCCCGGGCAGAGUGUGCGUGUCUCUUUAAGAGGCCCCGGGGGGCGCCUCGCGGGCCGCCCGGGGCUGGAGGGGGAGGGCACCG